This is a messenger RNA of Aspergillus candidus, 2031 nucleotides long. RefSeq lists its product as uncharacterized. The transcript is spliced from 3 exons. The record is from RefSeq and is a predicted model, not a curated record. Lineage: Eukaryota; Fungi; Ascomycota; Eurotiomycetes; Eurotiales; Aspergillaceae. The coding region runs from base 147 to 1943 and encodes 598 amino acids.
CCAGACCCGCCUUUAAAACACCACCGGUCCCUAUCCAACUCCCCCGAUCUAGUGGACGCCCUGCACCUCACCUCAUUCCCUCACCCCAGAAUGCGCAUCGCCUUCACCCUCCGUUGACCCCCCGAGUAAUGCGCCUUUAGCGAUCCAUGCCGCCCAAAAAACCCGCCGGUGGGCGGAAAAAGGACGCCAUUCACUUCGUUAACGCCCGUCCCGCCUCUGAGAAUGAACGGCUUCGGAUCCAGCGCCUGGUGCGCGCUCACGUUGGCAAAUGGAUUUCCGAUCAGACCAAGGACCGUGGCGAACCGGGCGAGAAUGCCCCAGUCCCUUCCGCAGACCAACCCCGUCCCGCCGACCCGCCCACAAAAUCUGAGCUAGACGAUGCGCUGGUGACGGUUCCCUCACCCUCCUCCGCUCGCUCGUCCCCGUCGACCCAAUCGUCGGGUUCCUCGAACCCGCCCAGCUUCACUCUCGCCGUCCGAACAUCGCCCAAACCGACCAAAGACCCCGAACCUCAACAAACUCAAAAGCACUCGGUCCGCACCGACUCCCAGGACGCCGAUGAAGAGGAGAAACCAGCGUCGGACCCUUCCAGUCCCCCGCAGCAGUCGGUGGAAGUGAUCGGGGCCAGUGCCAUGGACCCGUUCGCCACGUAUCCGGUCACCUUGCAUUACCCACCCGAGUUUGUCUCCGCAUGCGAAUCUUACUCUGUGCAAAUUCUCUGGCCCGGCCUGACCCCCGGAAACGGCGUGUCGGCCGUACGAAGCUGGUUUCCGCUGUCGCUGUCGGAACCGACCCUGUUCACGACCUUCCUCUACGGGUCUCUGUCGCAUCAGCGCGUUCAGUGGAUCAACCGGUGGAUUCCCGAGGCCGCCUUCUCGCCACGCGACCAGCAGCUGCUCCAUUUCUGCGAGAUGGAGUCCAUCAAGCUGAUCCAGCAUGAUAUCAGCCAGCCGGACCGUGCCGUGCAGGAUGCCGUGAUCUUAAGUGUCAUGUGCAUGGCGCACAAUAACGCCGACAUCAACGAUGCCCGCCGCCAUCGUCGCACCCCGUUCACUCCGCCCAUGCAGCGGCUGCAGUGGCUGGAUAUCUACGGCAGUCUCCCGCCGAAUCUGAUCCACACCCGGGGGUUGGCCCAGCUGGUCCAGAUCCGUGGGGGAUUGAAGAAUAUCCGUCUCCCAGGCCUGGCGCCGAUUUUGUCCUUUUCGGAUAUCAUGACUUCCACUACCUUCCUGGUUCCUCCCGCCUGGGAAUUUAUCGCCCUGCGCGAAGAACAUCAGGACGUCUCGUUGCACGACCUCGUAGGAUACAACACCGACAUCGCAGAGCAGCAAUUCGGCAGCCUGCGCGCGAUUGGCGGCACGACGCAGAUGAUCGACAUCUUCUGCGCCAUGAAGACCUACAUGAACCACGUCGACGUGCACCUGCGUCAUCAGCUCUCCACCGAUGACACCUCGCUGCUCGCCGACCGCCGCAACCUCAUCCAGUACCACACGCUACACAUCCCCACCGCCACCCAGCUCGGCGGAUCAGCCUACGACCCCCCGUUCGUCCUCUACGAGACCUGCCGCAUGACGGCGCUGAUCUACUCCGCCGGCGUGGUCUUCCCCAUGCCCGCCCAGAGCAAUCCCAUGUGCCAGCUCGCCGCCUCAGUGCGCAACCUGCUCGUCGCCGCUCCCGGGCCCGAGAUCUGGUCCCACCCGCAGGCGCGCGUCAUCUUAAUGUGGGCCCUCACCCUGGGCGGCAUCGCCACCCAGGGCCGUCCCGAACGCCCCUGGUACGUGAGCAUGCUCCGCCAAACGACAGCCGACAACCACAUCGACACGUGGGAAGCCCUGCGCAAGAUAUUACUCCUGAUGCUGUGGCACGACCCGUCCUGCGAGGUCCCAGGGAGACGUCUGUGGGCGGAGGUGGAAGAGUCCCACACUGCCCCUACUCCAGCGUAAUCCCUCUCUAUUGAUCUCUCUGUCUUUCCUCUUUUUCUUCUUCUUCUUCUCCUUCUCCUUCCUCCAUCCCAGCCUCCCUCUUCAGCAC